This is a messenger RNA of Clupea harengus (Atlantic herring), 4489 nucleotides long. It is a transcript of the gene ipo5, whose product is annotated as importin 5. Gene Ontology annotation, molecular function: protein binding. NCBI's taxonomy places the organism in Eukaryota, Metazoa, Chordata, Actinopteri, Clupeiformes, Clupeidae. The record is from RefSeq and is a predicted model, not a curated record. Gene Ontology annotation, biological process: protein import into nucleus.
CCAAUCAGCAGCGAUAGGCCAUUGUGUCCGGUGUGAGAGGUUGCAGCGUCUGCCGGCUUACCUUCCCACCGCUACUAACUUGGUUUCUUUCUGGAUCCUACUGCAAUGGCGGAGCAACAGCAGUUCUACCUCUUACUGGGCAACCUGAUGAGCCCUGACAACAAUGUCAGGAAGCAGUCAGAGGAAACUUAUGACAACAUCCCCGGUCCGACGAAGAUCACGUUCUUGCUGCAGGCGGUUCGCGAUGUGGCCGCUGCAGAGGAGGUCAAGCAGAUGGCCGCCGUGCUGCUGCGGCGACUCUUCUCUUCCUCCUUCGAGGAGAUCUACCCCGGCCUGACCGUGGAGAUGCAGACGGCCGUCAAGUCGGAACUGAUCAUCGGCAUCCAGGCCGACGGCUCCUCCAGCAUCCGCAGGAAGAUCUGCGACGUCGCCGCCGAACUCACCCGCAACCUCAUCGAUGAUGACGGAAACAACCAGUGGCCAGAGAUCCUCAAAUUCCUUUUUGAUUCAGUCAACUCGCAGAACACUGGUCUGAGGGAAUCGGCUCUGCACAUAUUCUGGAACUUCCCCGGAAUCUUUGGCAACCAGCAGCAGCAUUACAUGGAGGUGAUCAAGCGCAUGUUGGUGCAGUGUAUGCAAGACCAGGAGAAUCCCCAGAUCCGUACUCUAUCUGCCCGUGCCACUGCCUCCUUUGUCCUGUCCAAUGAGAGCAACACAGCCCUGCUGAAGCACUUCUCAGACCUGCUCCCCGGCAUUCUCCAGGCUGUCAAUGAGUCCUGUUACCAGGGAGACGACUCUGUGCUGAAGUCUCUUGUGGAGAUUGCGGACACGGCACCCAAAUACCUGCGACCCAACCUGGAGGCCACCCUACAACUCAGCCUGAAGCUUUGUGGCGACACCAACCUGACCAACAUGCAGAGGCAGCUGGCCCUGGAGGUCAUUGUCACCCUGUCCGAAACGGCCGCCGCCAUGCUAAGGAAGCACACUGCCAUCGUGGCACAGAGCGUUCCCCAGAUGCUGGCUAUGAUGGUGGAUCUGGAGGAGGACGAGGAGUGGUCCACCGCUGACGAGCUGGAGGAUGAUGACUUUGACAGUAACGCAGUGGCUGGAGAGAGUGCGCUGGAUAGAAUUGCCUGUGGCCUGGGAGGGAAGAUUGUGCUACCCAUGAUCAAGCAGCACAUCAUGCAGAUGCUUCAGAACCCUGACUGGAAGUACCGCCACGCCGGCCUCAUGGCCCUGUCUGCCAUCGGCGAGGGUUGCCACCAGCAGAUGGAGGCCAUCUUGAACGAGAUCGUCAGCUUCGUGCUGCUGUUUUGCCAGGACCCUCAUCCCAGAGUCCGCUAUGCUGCCUGCAACGCCAUUGGACAGAUGGCCACUGAUUUCGCCCCCACCUUCCAGAAGAAGUUCCACGAUAAGGUGAUCUCGGCCCUGCUUCAGACCAUGGAGGACCAGAGUAACCCCAGAGUGCAGGCCCAUGCGGCCGCGGCGCUCAUAAACUUCACUGAGGACUGCCCCAAAUCCCUGCUCGUCCCCUACCUAGACAGCCUGGUCCAGCAUCUCCACGUCAUCAUGGUGGCCAAGCUGCAAGAGCUGAUUCAGAAGGGCACCAAGCUGGUGCUGGAGCAGGUGGUGACGUCCAUCGCCUCGGUGGCGGACACGGCGGAGGAGAAGUUUGUGCCCUACUACGACCUGUUCAUGCCCAACCUGAAGCACAUCGUGGAGAACGCCGUGCAGAAAGAGCUCCGACUGCUGCGGGGCAAGACCAUCGAGUGCAUCAGUCUCAUCGGCCUGGCUGUCGGCAAGGACAAGUUCAUGCCUGAUGCCUCUGCAGUCAUGCAGUUGCUGUUGAAGACUCAAACCGACUUCAAUGACCUGGAAGAUGACGAUCCACAGAUCUCCUACAUGAUCUCCGCUUGGGCUCGCAUGUGUAAGAUCUUGGGGAAGGAGUUCCAGCAGUACCUGCCUGUUGUGAUGGGCCCCCUUAUGAAGACUGCCUCCAUUAAACCAGAAGUGGCCCUCCUGGAUACCCAGGACAUGGAGAACAUGUCUGAGGAUGAUGGAUGGGAGUUUGUCAAUCUGGGAGAUCAGCAGAGCUUUGGAAUCAAAACCGCUGGCCUGGAGGAGAAGGCCACUGCAUGUCAGAUGCUGGUUUGCUACGCUAAGGAGCUGAAGGAGGGCUUUGUCGAGUACACAGAGCAGGUGGUGAAGCUGAUGGUGCCUCUGCUGAAGUUCUACUUCCACGAUGGGGUGCGGGUGGCAGCUGCAGAGUCCAUGCCCCUGCUUCUGGAGUGUGCCCGUGUGCGGGGUCCCGAGUACCUCACCCAGAUGUGGCACUUCAUGUGCGACGCCCUCAUCAAGGCUAUCGGUACAGAGCCAGACUCGGAUGUGCUGUCGGAGAUCAUGCACUCCUUCGCCAAGUGCAUUGAGCUAAUGGGAGACGGUUGCCUGAACAACGAACACUUUGAGGAACUGGGAGGAAUUCUGAAGGGAAAACUGGAGGAGCACUUUAAAAACCAAGAACUCAGACAAGCCAAAAGACAAGAUGAGGACUACGAUGAGGAAGUGGAAGAAACUUUACAAGAUGAGGAUGAGAAUGACGUAUAUAUACUCACCAAGGUGUCAGACAUUCUGCACUCUUUGUUCAGCAGCUACAAAGAGAAAGUACUUCCAUGGUUUGAGCAGCUCCUGCAGCUCAUCGUCAAUCUAAUAUGCCCACACAGACCUUGGGCAGACAGGCAGUGGGGCCUGUGCAUCUUCGACGACGUGAUUGAGCACUGCAGUCCCACUUCCUUUAAGCUUGCCGAUUACUUCCUGCGACCCAUGCUUCAGGCCCUGUGUGACACCAGCCCUGAGGUGCGCCAGGCUGCCGCGUAUGGCAUUGGCGUCAUGGCCCAAUUUGGAGGCGAGAGCUACAGACCUUUCUGCACAGAGGCAAUCCCCCUACUGGUUGGAGUUAUCCAGGCCCCUGAAUCCAAAGUGAAGGAGAACGUCAACGCCACAGAGAACUGCAUCUCAGCCGUCGGCAAAGUCAUGAGGUUCCGGCCAGAGUGCGUCAACGUUAAUGAGAUCCUCCCCCAUUGGCUGUCCUGGCUGCCACUCAAUGAAGACAAAGAGGAAGCUGUCCAUACCUUUGAUUUCCUGUGUGACCUUAUUGAAAGCAACAAUCCCAUUGUUCUUGGUCCUGACAAUGCCAACCUGCCCAAGAUCUUCGUGAUUAUCGCUGAGGGUGUUAUGAGCGAAUCAGUGAAAGGAGAGGAUGGAUGCAGCAAGAGAUUGGCCAAUGUUAUUCGUCAAGUACAGGUCUCUGGAGGAUUAUGGACACAGUGUGUAUCGACGCUCAAUGAGACACAGCAGAAGGCCAUCCAAGACCUGCUCAACACCGCCUGAGCAAAGGCUCCCCCUCUGCCAGCCCAUAUAAUAAUAAAAUGAUAUCCUAGCACUGGGGAUAAACAUCUUAUAGACUCUGGCCUUUCCCCUCCUCUCUUGAGCAAUGAACUGUAGCGUGCGUGUGUGUAUGUGGACCUCUCCGCUGCUUGGUCCGGAAAAAAAAUCUCACUCAAGUCUCUACUCCCAACUCGAGGACUGCAGGUCCUGUGCGUAUGCGUAUUGUUUGUGUGUGAGUGAAUGAUUUUGUCUACCCUCUAAAGGGCCGGCUUGGGGCGGGGGGGGAAAAAAAGGCCCCAGAGUUCUCUUGGAGGAAUUCACCACAAAAAGAGAAAAGGGUGUCAAUAAAAACUAACAUGGGUCAUACAUCUUCCUCUUAGUUAUGAAUACUUGGCGUAGGAGAAAUAAAAUAAAUCCUUUUUACUUUUCGCUCACCCCUUCACCAAGAUGCGUUACUUAUGUAGUCGUGCUCUGUUUAUGCCAUGUGCGUCUCUGAGUGUAGUAAAGGGGGUGUCUCCUUUUUCCCUCUUGUCUGUUGUGGGGGCUUCACACCCUGCAUCCGGACCGUAAAGGAUGGGAAUGGAAUUGGACUCAAACGGACUUGUGUAUGGUGGAGGAUGGGUCAAGGGGGAACCUUGAGGGAGCCAAACAUGGCCUGUGCUGUCAGAUGUUUUUGUUUAGGCUUUUUUUUUUUUUUUUUUUCGUCUCCAAGAUGGACUCGGGGGAGGGAAAUGGCAUCAGUGCUGACUUGUUAGUGAAGCUAACAUCUGUCUUCAGCUUGCUCACUCCAUGAAAUGAAUAAGAAUGGGGGAAAUAUGAUGGCUUGCAUUAGGGAGAUCUGAAUGGGUGUAAUGCCUAUCCUGAAGUUGAUUCAAGAAUCAACCAGGAUGAGCUCUUGCUGUAGAUUGGUUCAACCUGUGGAAACUAGUGGUGUUUGGGUUGGGGACCACCUGCAGUUGCUCAUGUUUUUUUUUUAACCCACCCAUUGUGCUAUUCAAUUCAGUCUCUAAAGCUUGUCAGUACCCUUUUUGUGGAAAUCAGAAAAAAAUUGAAAUCUUUUGGGGUGAUGACAAAUCUCGACCAAUAAAGUUUCUCUUGGAAGUCA